Pseudonaja textilis is the source of this 1912-nucleotide messenger RNA. Lineage: Eukaryota; Metazoa; Chordata; Lepidosauria; Squamata; Elapidae. The record is from RefSeq and is a predicted model, not a curated record.
GCCUCCUCCUCCUCCUCCUCGCAGAAGAGCGUGCUUCGCCAUGGCUUUCGCGACCCGUCCCUUCGUGCGCCUGGCUUCCACCGCAGCCGCCAAGAAGCUGGUGAUCAAGCAUGUGACGGUGGUCGGAGCCGGCCUAAUGGGCUCCGGGAUCGCCCAGGUUGCUGCUGCAACUGACCACACGGUGGUAUUAGUGGACCAGUCAGAUGAAAUAUUAAAUAAGUCCAAGAAACAAAUUGAGGAUAGUCUGAAGAAACUAUCAAAGAAAAAGUUUGCAGAGAAACCUGAGGCUGGUGUAGAAUUUGUUGAGAAGGCCUUAAAGAAUAUAACUGUGAAUACGGAUCCGGUCUCUGUGGUCCACAGCACUGACCUUGUAGUGGAGGCCAUUUUGGAACACUUAGCCCCCAAAAUUGAGCUCUUCAAGACACUGGAUAAGUUUGCGGCGGAGCAUACAAUAUUUGCUAGCAACACUUCAUCUUUGUCAAUCACGACCUUAGCUAAUGCUACCACUCGGCAAGAUCAGUUUGGUGGUUUACAUUUUUUUAAUCCGGUACCUCUCAUGAAGCUUGUAGAGGUUAUCAAGACGCCGAUGACGAGCCAGAAGACUUUUGAGUCUCUCAUGGAUUUCAGCAGAGCCGUCGGGAAAAAUCCAAUAUCGUGCAAGGGAGAUGCAUCAAAGGAAGAUAUUGAUGUUGCCAUGAAACUUGGGGCAGGUUAUCCUAUGGGCCCAUUUGAACUCUUAGACUAUGUCGGCUUAGAUACCAGUAAAUUCAUUAUAGAUGGAUGGCAUUCAUUGGAACCGGAAAAUCCUCUUUUUGCUCCAAGCCAGGUUCUAAAUCAGUUGGUAGAGGAGAAGAAACUUGGAAAGAAGACUGGUGAAGGAUUUUACAAAUACAAAUGAACUUUCCAAUGUGCCAUGUUUUUCUGACACGCGUAAGGAAAGCUGCUGAGCAUUUCCAUACAGUAUUUGUAAUACUGCUUAAUCAGGGCCACAAAAACCAGUCAGUGCUGUAUCUUGAUUAUAAACGCUAAGCAAUUUAUUUCCACAAUGUAGCCUUAUGGUAUUUUAAAUCACUGGGAUUUAUUCGGAGCUUUACACAUUGAAGUGCCUUUUUCGAAAUUACCAUGGAUCUAAACACAUCUCAGAUUUAUAAUCCUCCAUCCAACCAGUAGAAAUUUUAAUAUGAAUAAAAUACUUCAAAUAUAGAGUUGCUUUGAUUUCCCCCCCCACCCACCCCCACCAGUAGGUGGCAGUGUAAAAGCAGAAUAUGAAUUUAACAUUUUCCUUUUCAGCACUUUAUUCAGUAAUAAAUUAUAUUCCUUUAGUAUAUAGCUAGAUUCAGCACAUAUACCAUUUAUUCUUUUUUUUCUUUUUAUGCCUUUGUAUAUCAAUCAAUCUGCAUGUCCGUGUCUGCAUCAUAGAACACAAGUUUGCUACAGAAUAUGAACAGCAAGAAGGCAGGAGGGACUUUUUUUUAAAAACAGGAGAAAAGAUAACUUCCACGUUAAACAAAUAUAAAUAGACCACCUUAAAAUGUAAUACUAAAUGGUAACUUGCAGGAACUGUUUUGACACUGAAAAAUCAAUACAAUGCAGUGGUUAAGUCAAUGAACAAGCAACAGGAAAUAACAGGUUGUAUCUAUCUGCAGCCGUGGAAAAUCACUCAAAGUAUUUUGGGGUGAGUGGAAAGCUAAAAUGGAAAGCUAGUUUUGCCAGUUGUAGAGAAAAAUGCAGUUUAUAAAUCUAAUUAACAAUGUUCUGUAAUAGGACAGAACAAUAGCAUUGCCCUUAAUGGUUGAGAACCUCCCUUCAGUUCUGGUGUGCCCGUCAGAAUCCUUGGAAUAUCUUAAUGAGGAUUUAAAUUUGAAAAAAAUCUUGACUUAAAUAAAAAGCAAGACAUGAUGCUAAAUGCUAA